Molecule: messenger RNA, 1254 nt
Organism: Penicillium taxi
Lineage: Eukaryota; Fungi; Ascomycota; Eurotiomycetes; Eurotiales; Aspergillaceae
Gene: dph1
Product: 2-(3-amino-3-carboxypropyl)histidine synthase
Exons: 2
Coding region: 1-1254 (417 amino acids)
Biological process (GO): protein histidyl modification to diphthamide
Molecular function (GO): 2-(3-amino-3-carboxypropyl)histidine synthase activity
Source: RefSeq, a predicted model, not a curated record
AUGGAACAGCUACGCCAACCUAGGAAGCGCUUUGGCGCCAGGCGUCCUGCCCAGAAAGAUUCAAAUAGCCCUGAUGUCGAGUCCACGGCCGUUCAAACGGCUGGACCUCGACGGGCACCCCGAAUACUGAAUCAGGUACCUCCAGAAAUUGUUAAUGACCCUGAAAUUCAAGCCGCUAUUGAAUUACUUCCCAAAAAUUACCACUUUGAGAUCCCAAAGACGAUCCACCGAGUCCGCUCUUCGGGGGCAACACGAGUCGCUCUCCAAUUCCCAGAGGGACUGCUCAUCUUCGCAACAACCAUAUCGGAUAUCCUUACCCAGUUCUGCCCGGGUAUUGAGACUUUGAUCAUGGGAGAUGUAACAUACGGCGCCUGCUGUAUAGAUGAUUAUACAGCUCGCGCCCUCGGCUGCGACCUUCUCGUUCACUAUGCGCACAGCUGUCUAAUCCCAGUGGAUGUUACGAAGAUCAAGACCCUUUAUAUUUUCGUUGAUAUUACUAUCGAUACAGCUCACCUGCUUGCAACCCUCGAACGUAACUUCAAGCCUGGCCAGAGCAUCGCCACUGUUGGCACAAUCCAGUUUAACGCGACCCUGCAUGGCCUCAAAUCUGUUCUGGAACGUGCUGGCUUCCGUGUCAUAGUUCCACAAAUCAUGCCACUUUCAAAGGGCGAGAUCCUAGGCUGUACAUCACCUAAACUUCCCGAAUCUGAAGUCGACGUUAUCCUUUAUCUCGGUGACGGCCACUUCCACCUCGAGUCCGCCAUGAUACAUAAUCCAUCUAUCCCCGCCUACCGCUAUGAUCCUUAUUCACGCACCCUGACCCGUGAAUCCUACGAUCACGAUGAAAUGCACACACUGCGACGCGAUGCGAUUGCUUCCGCAAAGACCGCCAAAAAGUGGGGGAUCAUCCUCGGCUCGCUUGGGCGCCAGGGCAAUCCUCACACAAUGGCGAUGAUUGAGCGCCAUCUGGCUGAGCGAGGUAUUCCCGUGAUCAAUCUUUUACUAAGCGAGAUCUUCCCCGGCAAAUUGGCUUCUAUGUCUGACGUUGAGUGCUGGGUUCAGAUCGCUUGCCCACGUCUCAGUAUCGACUGGGGCUAUGCAUUCUCACGUCCAUUACUCACACCAUAUGAGGCUUUGAUUGCUCUUGGUGAGCGUGAGGACUGGGGCAAGGCUAACAAAGGUGUAUAUCCGAUGGACUUUUAUGCCAAGGAAGGAUUGGGCCGAACACGACCUGAGCAGGCUAUCAGCUCCUAG